This is a messenger RNA of Anarrhichthys ocellatus (wolf-eel), 1770 nucleotides long. It is a transcript of the gene nhp2, whose product is annotated as NHP2 ribonucleoprotein homolog (yeast). The transcript has 5 exons. Bases 98 to 565 code for a protein of 155 amino acids. NCBI's taxonomy places the organism in Eukaryota, Metazoa, Chordata, Actinopteri, Perciformes, Anarhichadidae. Gene Ontology annotation, cellular component: nucleolus. The record is from RefSeq and is a predicted model, not a curated record. Gene Ontology annotation, molecular function: RNA binding.
CUCAAACACGUGUCGCUUUCCUCUCGAGCAGCGCGUGUUGUGACCAACAGAAGCUCCGAGCGAACGAGUCGAGUUAUCGAUUCAUAUUAAUUCAGAAAUGACGAAGACGAAGAAGGAGAAGGUGUCUGCGGACGUAGAGGAGGCCGCGGUGGCCGACGGGAACGAGAAGUCGUACCACGAGCUGAUCGCUCACGUGAACCCCAUCGCUCAGCCGCUGGCCUCCAAGAAGCUCAGCAAGAAGCUCUACAAGUGCGUGAAGAAGGCUUCCAAAGUGAAGAACAUCCGCAGAGGAGUGAAGGAAGUCCAGAAGUUCAUCAACAAGGGGGAGACGGGCAUCGUGGUGAUGGCCGGAGACACGCUGCCCAUAGACGUCUACUGUCACCUGCCCGUCAUGUGUGAGGACAGAAACCUGCCGUACGCCUACAUCCCGUCUAAAGGGGAUCUGGGUUCUUCUGCCGGCUCCAAGAGGCCGACCUGUGUGAUCCUGAUCAAACCUCACGAGGACUACCAGGACGCCUACGACGACUGCGUCGCCGAGGUGACCGGCCUCCCUAAACCUCUGUGAGACGUCAGCCAAUCGGUAAAGAAGAACCCGACGGACCAAUCAGGUGGCUGGAUUCAGACGUUUGGAGAACAAACUGUAAAUACUUCGUGGUUUUAAGACGUCCGACUGUAAAAUAACAGUUUGAUGAUUCAGCAGAAAAGAUUUAUUUUCUACAAAUGUUUUUUCUUUUUUGAUCUUUCGUUGUUUCUGUUAAAUGUGUCGAGUUUGAUUAAAGUAAUGUGAAGAGACUCUGGUGUCUGACGAGUCCUUAAUGAACCACAGUUCACUUAAACAUCACAAACUGUUUAUAAUGUUUAUAAAGAAGAAUAACAGAACAGUUCAUCCUUCAGCCACACGGGGGCAGUGUUGAGCCUCUGGUCCUGGUGUCCCCUCACAGAGGAUCUAAAUAUGAACUUCUACCUCUGACCACACGGGGGCAGUGUUGAGUCCUGCUGAAGUGACGUCACUAUGUUUGUUUAUUAGGAGGCUCAUCUUUAAAAACAUGAUCUGAUUAAAGUCUCCAGAAUCUCUGUUUGAAAAAGACUUCCUGUUCUUUUAUUUAUUGAUCUCACAGCUGGAGUUAUAACAUAUGAAGAUUAAAGUUUGUUUCAGUACUGAUACUUUUAAAUGUAGGAUUUCAAGGGCUUCUUUGUACAGGUUCUGGUUUCAGAGGUCCUUGGGGGGGUCUUUUAUGAGCAGAUGGUUCCAGGCCCAUUUAUACUCUCUGCAUGUCUACGAGGGUUCUAGGAGUCCUUAAGCUGGUCUCAGGAGUCUCAGGGGUUCCAUCACUCCUUAAAAGAGGAUGUGAAGUCCUUAAGUGGAAACCAAAACCUCUUGAAAGUCUCCAGGACUUCUUAGAGAGAAUUCAGAUUGUAUGAGGAGAAUCCCAGAGCUACUUAAGGGGGUUUUAAAGGGUCCUAAGGGUUCUAGAGGACCGUGAGGUGGAUUAAGGGUCUAUCAAUAAAUUCUAACAGUCCUUGAUGAGGUUCUAGAGGACCGUGAGGUGGAUUAGAGGUCUUUUAAAUUGUAAAAGUUGAUGCCAUGGUUCUAGUUAAGAGGGGUUUCAGAGGUGGUUUUCGGGCUUUAUUUAAUCUGAAGGUGCUUCGACCCGUACUUCAUGGUUGUACCCCUCUGGUUGGUCCAGGUUUGGUCCCUGGCCUGAGGAGAACCCCACCAUGGUGGUUUAUGGUUCAUUUCAUGAGGCUCAAGUAGCCUUUGAGGAGGUU